AUGCCAUUGUGGCGUAAACGUGGUCGCGUUGCAUAUUUUAAUGUGGAGAAUUCAAUUCUUGCUGAAUCGGCGAAAGCAGGUUUAACAAGCACCGAGGAUAUCAGUGAAGCAAAGAGUAAUUUACGUACAGUUCAAGAUAGACAAUCGUUUCGAUUUUCUUCAUCCGGUCAACUUUUACCAUACAAGUCACCAAUGCUGUUGCAUAUAAAAGCCUCUUUAGCACCUCGUACACUGACAUCUUCAUCACCAUUUCCAUUUCUGAUGCCAAACUUUAUAUCAGAUUCUAUGGCAAUACUUGGUUAG
Messenger RNA from Trichobilharzia regenti, 303 nucleotides. The record is from the annotation of a GenBank genome assembly. NCBI's taxonomy places the organism in Eukaryota, Metazoa, Platyhelminthes, Trematoda, Strigeidida, Schistosomatidae.